AUGGGUUUAGAAUUUCAAGUACCUGAGGAGCCAUUACAAACAUAUGCAACUUAUGUUGAUGCUAAUGAGCCAUUACAAACAGAUGCGUCUUAUGUUGAUAUUGAUGUUAACCUUUUACAUGAUGGAGAUGAAAAUAAUGAUGAAGGCAUGUUUAAUGAUGCACACAAUCAUGAGUUGAGUAUUACACCAACAAAAGUAAUGAAACAUCAUUCUCACGGAAAGUCUCAUCGUUCGUUGGCAUGUAAAUCUCUUAUGGUGGAACUUGGUCAAUCAGGGUUAUAUCCUUUACAAAUCAAAAAGGUCGUUAAUGCAAUGAAAGCUCCAUUUGUCACACCCCCAAACCAGACGGCAGAAAGGUCCGGGGGCGGGUGA
Lactuca saligna is the source of this 372-nucleotide messenger RNA. Lineage: Eukaryota; Viridiplantae; Streptophyta; Magnoliopsida; Asterales; Asteraceae. The record is from the annotation of a GenBank genome assembly.